This is a messenger RNA of Gigantopelta aegis, 1727 nucleotides long. RefSeq lists its product as uncharacterized. Bases 982 to 1563 code for a protein of 193 amino acids. The transcript is spliced from 5 exons. The record is from RefSeq and is a predicted model, not a curated record. NCBI's taxonomy places the organism in Eukaryota, Metazoa, Mollusca, Gastropoda, Neomphalida, Peltospiridae.
AGCAUAAACGCUACCCCUCCACUAAUCGUCAGUUGGAAGGAGAAGAAAACAAUUAAUUUCUUGUUAUUCUAACCAAUAUAGCUGCUAAAACAUUAGAAUAUUAUCGGAACAUUGGUUUAGUACAAUCGUAUUUGAUUAUUAUUAUUAUUAAUAUUAUUAUUAUCAAUAACUUCCCUUGUUAAUAACUGCUGACUGACUGACUGACUGGUUGAAUGAUAGACUGACUGGUUGAGCGACAGACUUACUGACUGACUGACUGACUGGUUGAGCGACAUACGUACUGACAGACUGGUUGAGCGACAUAGUGACUGGUCGAGUGACAGUCUGACUGACUGGCUGAGUGACAGACUAACUGACUGGUUGAGGUGACUGGCUGACUGGCUGACAGACUGACUUACUGGUUGAGUGAAAGACUGGCUGAUUGGUUGAAUGACUGACUGACUGACUGACUGAUUGACAGACUGACUGACUGGUUGAGUGAGAGACUGGCGGACUGGCUGACUGGCUUACUGACAGAUUGACCGACUGUUUGAGUGAAAGAAAGACUGACCGAGAGGCCGGCUGACUGACUGACUGGUUGAGUGACUGGUUGGCUGGCUUACUGGCUUGCUGUCUGGUUGACUGACAGACAGACUGAAAGGCUGGUUAAGUGACUGACUAGCUGGGUAGCUGGGUUGCUGGCUGGUUGACUGACUGACUGACUAAUUGAGUAGCUUUUUGGUUGGUCCUUGAUUUUUAUUUACAGUGCAAAAUGAACAACCUAAGUUGCUGGUAGCUAGCUUCUCUGGCAUAUAUUUGUUCGAUAUCAAGAAUAAAAGGAACUACAAGAACAUUUUCCCCAGACAAUGGACGAAUCUUGCAGUGUUUAAAGAAUAUGGUGAAGCUCUUAAAAUUAAGUUGGUGCUCUACGAUCCGAAAAGGCACCAAGUCUACUUCGCCGGACAUAAGAAGAUUUUCCAGAUAACUAUCAACUGGAAAGAGAUGACUUGCGAAUCUGGUGUCAUAGUGGUGAAAGAGACAGAUGAUGUGACGUCUGCGUUGAUUGAUGCGGAUAAGCAGUUUCUUUUCUUUGGUGCAGCUCCACGACUAUAUAGAUUCAGCAUGAAAACAAAGAAGACGGAACUGAUCGUUUAUGGGAUCUGUUAUCCCAUACAGAUAGACACAAAACUGAGACGAGUGUACCACGGAAGAGUGGACAACAGUAUGACCUGUCGUCUCGCAGUCAUGGACUACGACGGCCUAAAUUUACAUAAGGCAAAGAUACAACACCCCACACAAUUAUACCUAUAUGGUAAUAUCUUGUACUUGAUUGAGAGUAGCAAAUGGAAGAUCAAUAAAAUAGAACAGAUGAAUGAAACUCCUUCGGCUGGCCCGGAACUAGUAUGCAAACGUCCAAUUAUAGCCAUACACCAGGACACAAUGUUUCAACUCUGUGACAUUAAUGGUCAUACAGCACAUAUAUACGCCAUAACUAUAUCGAACGAGGAACAGAAGACUUUCCGCGAAAAUGUCAUCAAAGCUAAAGUGAUGAUGAUCGUUGAAACGCCGUACAUUGCCUGGUAAUCAUUCUAGGAACAGCUUGGUGCUGAUCUUGUUUUACACCAUUAGAACAGAUAUCGUUGUUGUUGUUAUUGUUAAUAAUAUUACUACUACUACUACCAUUAUUAUUAUUGUCAUUGUAAGUCGGUGUGUGUGUGCGUGUGCGCGCGCGUGUCUCUCUAUCUGUG